AUUAUUCCUCAAGCGAUUACACCCAAAGAAGAUCGCGGCGUUAUUGGCGUAUGGAUGCCUUAUCUGGAAGGGGCUUCUUUAGAUGACUUUGACCAGUACAUUAAGCUUGUUGAAAAAGAACUCUCUAAGAUUAAAGAAGCACAUAGUUACCUCACCUUUUCAGGCGCUUGGGGUGCUCAAGUUGUUGUUCCGUUAAAGCUUUGGAGUCAACGCAAACGAAGUGCCGAAGAAAUUGUAGAGGAGCUAAGAACAAACAUUAAGAAAGUGCCCACAAUUCAAGCCUAUCCUUGGAACUGGGAUACAGGCAUUCCUGGUGUAGAACAGGCUUCCGCCAAAGAUAGUGGCUUAACAGCCCAAUUUCUCACCAUUGGUGAUUAUGAAGAUUUAAGCAAAAUCAUGGAAACCUUACGUAAAACUUGUGAAGAUGAAGAAAUUUUUAAAGAUUGUUAUCAUAACCUACGUUUUACCUCCCCUGGAUUCAAGGCCAUCAUUAACCGAGAAAAAUUGGCCCAAACCAAUUUAGAACCUCAACAGGUUUCUGAUGUCCUCUCAAUCAUGAUGGACCAAAACCUUCAUCUAGAAUUUUCCAAAGACGGCCUUCGUUAUCCAAUCACCUUACAUUCAAAUGAUUUGCCUUAUCACUUAGAAGAAAUUUAUGCUUUCAAUAAAAAAGGCGUUCGCUUUCCGCUAUCUUAUUUUAUGACUCUUGAACAAACUGCCCAACCUAAAGAACUUACCCACUAUAACCAGUUCCGUGCCGCAAAAUUAAAUGUGUCUUUUGAUUCUGGCGUCAAACUUUCCGAAGGAAUUCAAAAGCUUACAAAAAUAAUUCAAGAAGUCGUUCCUGGAAAUAUACAAUAUGAGUUUACAGGAGCAGCAAAAAAACUAGAAGAAUCUUCCGCAAUGAUGUUGCUUCUUAUUUUUGUGGCUCUCCUCUUUGUUUAUGCCAUUCUAGCGAUUCAGUUUGAAAGCUUUUCUGACCCCUUCAUUAUCAUGUUUACAGUGCCUCUUGCUGUCUUUGGAGCCCUUCUUUGCCUCUACGCCUUAGGACAUACCCUUAAUAUUUUUACACAGAUUGGGUUGGUCACCCUGAUUGGACUUAUCACAAAGCAUGAGAUUCUCAUUGUUGAGUUUGCAAAACAAAAAAUGGCACAGAAUAAAAAAGAAAAUAUAGGAACGAUUAUAAAAGAAGCUGCUUCCCUUCGAUUAAGACCUAUUUUAAUGACCACAGGGGCCAUGGUUUUUGGAGCAAUUCCCCUCAUCCUUUCCUCAGGCGCGGGUGCAGAAGCACGUCAAGCUAUUGGUAUUGUCCUU
Messenger RNA from Stylophora pistillata, 1314 nucleotides. RefSeq lists its product as uncharacterized. NCBI's taxonomy places the organism in Eukaryota, Metazoa, Cnidaria, Anthozoa, Scleractinia, Pocilloporidae. The record is from RefSeq and is a predicted model, not a curated record.